AUGAAGUACUCUCUUGUGUCCAUCGCCCUCGCUGCGGAGGUCAUUGUCCCUGCCACUGCCUUCCCCUUCGUCGUCAGUCAACCUGGUGUCGAUUCGAGCCUGCUCGCCCGCCAGCAACCCGAUGUUCUCCACGCCGGCGGUCUUCCCCCGUGUCCAUACACACCGUGGUCGGAUCACGUUCCCGCCGUAGGAAUCUCCGAAAGGUUUCCAUACAACGGUGCCAAGGAUGGAAAGCCAGGAAAGGGUGUCGGGGGCUACCAGGUCCCGGCCGACGGCGACACAGACCACGAGUUCCGAAAGCCAGGUCCGGGUGAUAUCCGAGGCCCAUGCCCAGGACUGAACGCUGCCGCCAACCACGGUUUCCUCGCCCGUGAUGGGGUCACCACCUUCAACGAGCUCGUCGACGCUCAGCAGAACAUGUACAACAUGGGCCACGACCUGGCUGUGCUCCUGGCCUCUCUCAGUCUGAUCACUCAGAGUGGUGAUCAGGUCACCGAGCGCGUCUCCAUCGGCUGCGAUGCGACGAACCGCACCUCCCGCGACCCAGCCGUCACCGGCCCUCAGCCCGGUCUCAGCGGCCACAACAGAAUCGAAGGCGACACGUCUCUCGCCCGCAACGACAACUACCUCGGCCACGGCGACAACGUCAGCUUUAACGGCACGCUCUUCAAGAUGAUGACCGACGUCACGGGCGGCGUCUACAACCGCGAAGGGAUGGCCAAGUACCGCUACCUGCGCUACCAAGAGUCGCUCCGCGACAACCCCACAUUCUACUUCGGCCCUCUUACCAUGCUACUCUACGGCGCCGCGUCCUUCCUGUACGAAGUCAUGCCCAGCGGCACAAACAACUACACCCCCGACAAGGCUACCAUCAUGACCUUUUUCGGCGUCACGCCCAGCGAGGACGGCAGUACCUACGUGUUCAACAACGACGAGAGGCUGCCCGCCAACUACACCAACCGCGUCGCGCCGUACGGCAUCAUAGACAUCAACCGCGAGAUCAUCGCGCAGUACACAAUGUUCCCGGUCCCGUUCCACGGAACGCCCGGGCCCGACGGCUUCGAUAUCACCAACCUCCGCAAGCCAAUCGAGAACGGGAAGACGGCUCACAGAUUAAGCCAAACCCAAAAAUCAAUCGCUGACAGCCUAUCCCAAGUUUCAGUCCCGUGCAUGCUGUAUGAGCUCAUGACCUUGAGCAUUCCGACUGCGCGGCCCGGUGGCUUCCUUACCCCGGCUUUUGACAAGCUCACGUCCGUGAUAACCUCGCUCACUUCGGAUAUGAAGAACUUUGGUUGUAAUACCGCGCCUACCCAGUAG
This is a messenger RNA of Drepanopeziza brunnea f. sp. 'multigermtubi' MB_m1, 1317 nucleotides long. RefSeq lists its product as uncharacterized. Gene Ontology annotation, molecular function: peroxidase activity. The record is from RefSeq and is a predicted model, not a curated record. Lineage: Eukaryota; Fungi; Ascomycota; Leotiomycetes; Helotiales; Drepanopezizaceae.